Messenger RNA from Leucoraja erinaceus (little skate), 2231 nucleotides. RefSeq names its product MUS81 structure-specific endonuclease subunit (gene mus81). The transcript has 16 exons. Lineage: Eukaryota; Metazoa; Chordata; Chondrichthyes; Rajiformes; Rajidae. The record is from RefSeq and is a predicted model, not a curated record. Gene Ontology annotation, molecular function: DNA binding; 3'-flap endonuclease activity; crossover junction DNA endonuclease activity. Gene Ontology annotation, cellular component: Holliday junction resolvase complex; nucleus. Gene Ontology annotation, biological process: mitotic intra-S DNA damage checkpoint signaling; DNA catabolic process; resolution of meiotic recombination intermediates. Bases 183 to 2231 code for a protein of 682 amino acids.
GGGACUGUGAUGACGGGGGCACCCUCCUGCGGCCCGACUUCCGGGGGGGAGACCAGGCGGGAGGCGGUUGCCGUGACAACGGGGCGCUCUGGUUCCACCGUUCGCUCUCGGCUCGAAUGGAUUAAGACGCCGGGCACGCUGGGAGGGAGGUGGGGGUGGUGUGGAAGCUCCGGAGUUGCAGCAUGGAGUACAGGAGAGAGGAGAUGGCCCCAGUCUGCCCCAACCCGCUCUUCCUGCAGUGGCUGGUGGAGUGGAGGGACACGGCCGCAGAAAGGCAGCACAAGUCGCAGGUCGUCUACGAGAAGGCCAUCCGAUCGUUGAUCAUGUACCCGCUGCCGCUGCGGAACGGUCGCGAGGCGAGGAUUCUGUACGGCUUCGGCGACGGCAUCUGCAGCCGUCUGGACGAGAAGCUGGCCGAUUACUUCGCCGAACACGGUGGAGACGCGCCCAUCCAUUACGCGUGUGACACCGUUCCCCUGAGCGCGGUGUGGGCGCAGAGGAAGAACGCGCCCUGCGGCAGGUCCCCGGUGAAGGCAACAAGCUGCUGGGCCGCCGAGGGCCUGUCUGAAGACGAUGAAGCAGCAGACCGAAGGCCGUCUCCUUCCCCGAGACGGAGGCGUCACGAGAACAGAGAAGAACAGGACUACAAUUUUUUCUUUCCACUGCAGAAGCGAGUAGCGAUCGGGGCGGCUACGCGCCUGCUGCUGCCACCUUCAAACAUAGAGGCCAUGGAUCCAGAGAACGUUAGAGAUCCAUGGUCCCAGUACGGAUUGUCAGGUUGGAACUACUACAGGUCCCUCGAGAUGGCCGUUGUGUCGAGGCACCACACAAGCAACAUUUUCGCCGUGUCCCCCCCCGGCCCACCCAGGUUCACCCUGACUGAGAAGGGGCUGAGGCUGGGGGAGAAGUUGAGCGCAGAGCACAUGGAGCAGGAGAGGCUGCAGGAAGGCAGGCCCGAGCCAGACGGACACGCCGACACGCUCCCGGACCAGCCGCACGGAGACCAGGAGGAGCGGUCCACGCACUCCACAACCCCAGGUGGGAGCAACGAGCAGCCGCCGGCCGUGCGUGCGUUCCCGUGCCAGUGGUGGGCGGGCGCGCGGCUGCCCGGGGCCGCGGAGAUGGCGGGCACGGGGGGCACGUGUGCCAGCGGCAGCCGGUCCCAGCAGCCUCCGUUCACCCACAUCCCCGAGUUCACCCUGCACCCCGGGGGCUUCGACGUGGUCCUGUGCAUCGACUUCAUCGAGACCACCGCGGGAGCGAGCCACAGGAAGCGGGAGCUGGUGUCUGAGCUGAAGAGAAACAAGAUCGACUUUGACGUCCGCAAACUUCACGUGGGAGACUUCCUGUGGGUGGCCCGAGAGCGAGUCCACGGCUGUCCAGGGCAGGCGAACGCUCCCCGCCCACGGGAGCUGGUCCUCGACUACGUGGUGGAGAGGAAGAGGAUGGACGACCUGUGCGGGAGCAUUGUGGACGGGCGAUUCCGUGAGCAGAAGUUCCGUAUGAAGCGCUGUGGGCUGAGGAACCGCAUCUACCUGGUGGAGGACUGCAGCUUCGUCAAACACCUCAGCCUCCCCGAGACCACGCUGCAGCAAGCCAUCGUCAACACCCAGGUGGUGGACGGGUUCUUUGUGAAGCGGACCAAAGAUGUGAAAGAGUCGGCUGCCUACCUCACCAUCAUGACCAGAUACCUGCAGAACCUCUACCUGCAAAAGACACUGGUGAGCUGCCGGAAGGAGGAACAAGGUGCCGCCUGCUCCAGGGAGGACACAGACACGGACACCUGCAUCCUCCUCACCUUCAUCGACUUCAACGAGGGGGCAAUGAAGAACAGGGCGCAGACAGUGAAGGAGGUGUUCGCCAAACAGCUGAUGCAGAUCAACGGCAUCAGUGGGGAGAAGGCGGUGGCCAUCUUGGGCCACUACGACUCUGUAGCCAGCUUGAUGAAGGCGUACGAGGCGUGUCCCACCGUGACGGGGAGAGAAAAGCUGCUCGCUAACAUCAAGGUGUGGCAAUACUCAGCGGUUAAGGGCGACACAUGGACCUUGUGGGUACGACCAGGUCACUCCAGGUGCACAGGUUUUAUAUCUAAAAGAAAACCCAUCGAUUGGAAGCGGAAAUUUGAAGAGCUCUUGAUCCGAUGUUGGACUCCGACCGGCCGGGACCUACUGCCGUCCCAGCGAUGUCUCCCUCGGCGAAGGGCAUCAUUCUACACGUCGCGGCUCUGCUGA